Messenger RNA from Pichia kudriavzevii, 1506 nucleotides. RefSeq lists its product as uncharacterized. The transcript has a single exon. Gene Ontology annotation, molecular function: phosphoprotein phosphatase activity; protein phosphatase regulator activity. Gene Ontology annotation, cellular component: Nem1-Spo7 phosphatase complex. NCBI's taxonomy places the organism in Eukaryota, Fungi, Ascomycota, Pichiomycetes, Pichiales, Pichiaceae. The record is from RefSeq and is a predicted model, not a curated record. Gene Ontology annotation, biological process: nuclear envelope organization. The coding region runs from base 1 to 1506 and encodes 501 amino acids.
AUGGAUACACGGGGUCAAACUAGAGACAAUGAAAAUUGUCCAAUAGAAAUUGGUAUGGGCAUGGAAAUUGGUCAAGACCAAAUUGACGAUAUUGAGGAUUUACAGUCGCCACCAAAUUCCCCUGGCUUAGUUCUACCGGUAAUGGUACCAACUACUAAUGAAAAAAUUGACUUCUUUGCAUUGGAUGGGACAUUGCACAAAGAACAAGAGAAUGAAAAUUCGAAAAAUGAAGAUCCAAAUCCGAAGCUUCCUGUUACACCUGUUGCACAAAACAAGUCCAAGGAGAGCUUAGACCUGAGCAUCUUCAGGUCGUCAGACUCCUAUUUCUCAAGAUCUAGGAGUCAUUCGUCGAAGCCUACGCCAAGAUUGAGAAGAACCAGUGACGUGUCAAAUAGAUCAGAAGGUUAUGAAAGUUAUGCAUCAGGUGCAAGUUAUGAUUCUGGUUCUGUUUUCAGUGAAAGUGAUACAGACAUCACUGCAUCUCCUACUCUUAAAUAUUCCAAAAAGUUAAGGAACCAAAGACUAGAUAAUGGAAUGAACAUUGGAGAACUUCAAAAUGGAAAAUCGGUUGAGGAUGGAAUAGUUUAUAAAACUAAAUCGAGCGGUUUUUCUUCGGAUACAGGUUCCCAAUAUACUCCCGUUUCCAGACACAGGUCACGAAGCGGUUCACGUAGUGAUUCAAGAGAUAGAGGAGGAAUGAGGUCAGAAUCCAAAGAUAAGAAAAAUGAUGACACUACUUCCCAAAUAUUUAAAAACUUACUUAUAUUAGAAGAGAGUUUGAGACAACAGUACAUUGAACAGCAAAAUUUGAGACUCAAAUAUAGCAUAUUUGUGGUUAUAUUGGUGGUGGUGUUUUCACUUUCUACAUACCAUGGCAUUUUCAACUCUAUCUACGUUCAACACGAAAACACCACUAAUUGGCCUACUGGCUUUGGGACAAAUGACGGUGAUACCUCUGUAAGUGUGCUUCCAACCCCAAGUCCGUGUGACGCUAGUUUUGUAUGCGUAGGGUUUCCAAAGUUCCCAACACAACUAAAUGGAGAGGAAGAAGGCAACCACGGGCUAGGUUCAACAACUACAAUUUGUAAUACCAAGCUGGACAGUACCAGCAUCAGCCCUAUGGACAACGAGGAAUCCUCGGAAGGAUAUGUUCUAAUCAAUAUCGUUUAUCGAGUCGUAUCAAUCAUUACUGGAAUGACCCUUUUGUUGUUUUACUUAACAGGUGAAUACACACACAAAAUAUCAAGACCACGUAAAUUUUUUGUCACAGCUAACAAGGGAAUAAGACAACUAAACGUUCGAUUAGUGAAAGUCAAAGUUCCAUUCAAGGAACGGGUGCUAAACUACCUGAGGUUGCGUGUCAAGAAAAACCCUAGGAAAGGAGUCGACCACAUCCGCCUUGUUCUAAAUCCAAGGGUGUUCUCCACAGCCAAUAGAGAACAAUGGGAGCUGUAUAGAAACCAGUUCUGGAAUUUGGAGAAAAGAAAACAUACAUCGAUUUCAUAA